Molecule: messenger RNA, 1755 nt
Organism: Dentiscutata heterogama
Lineage: Eukaryota; Fungi; Glomeromycota; Glomeromycetes; Diversisporales; Gigasporaceae
Source: the annotation of a GenBank genome assembly
AUGGCCGGAAAUAACAGGAAUCAAGGGUUAAUUCAAAUUUCUGACUCUAACAAUGAAAAUAACUUAUUAGUUACUGAAAGUAAUAGUGCUCAACAAUCACGUCAACGUUCAGAAAAUAACGUCAGAAAGAGCAUCUGUUGGAAGUAUUUUGAACCAUUUAAAGUUCCGAAGCGUGGUGAGAUAACAAAGUGCACUAUUGAUGGAUGUAAUACGGAAUACACAUGGUGCGGAUCCACUUUUAACCUUGUCCGCCAUCUUAGGACUAAGCAUGAUAUAACAUCUACAACAGUUAUUCAAUCAUCAUUAACAAACAAUAACUCUAGAAACUUUGUUAAUCUACCAGUAAUUAAAUUUAUUGUCUCCUCCGUAUUACCUUUUAAUAUUGUUGAUAAUUUAAAGUCUUCUGGACUUGUUAAUCAACAAAUUACUUCUAGCAUUAUAGAAAAACAAACAUAUAAAGUAUAUGAUUUCUUAUUCUCUCAAUUGAAAUCAAAAAUUCAGCAAGCGAAAUUUGGCAUGCUCUCAUUUAGUACAUUAUAUGACGAUACGAUUGAUGAAUGUAUUGUCAUCAUUGCUUAUGUUUGGCUAACUGAGGAUUUCAAAUUUCGUAAAAUCUUACUGCAUGUGGACUACUUUAAUUUUAUGGAAAAUACACUUGAUGAUAUUAUCAAUGCUUCAGCUAAGUGGAAAUUAACUAGGUUGGAAUUUAUUAACGGUAAUCCAGAAGACUUCGAUCUUUUUAAUUCUGUUGAUGAUGAUGAUUAUCUUUAUAGCGAUAUGUCUGAAGAUAUUAUCAAAUGCGUGAACGGGGGUAAUGGUAAUUAUUUAAUAAGGUACAGUUUAAAAAGAUGGGUCGAAGAAAAUAAUACGCAAGAAAUAUCUAACAUUGUCACUGCUAUUAUGAACGCUACCGAUAAUCUUUGUUCAAUAGUAGAGUUUUUAAAAGAUAAUAGAACACAAAAAAUAAUGAAUGAUUCCCAAAGUGCAAAAGAAAUUAGGUGUAGUUGCAAUUAUCAUAAAAUAAAGUUUCUUAAAUUAAUAGAGCAACCUCUAAAGAUAUUAGUUAAUGAUCAUAGUAAUAGCAAGGAUAACUUUAUUAGAGAAAAUGUAAAAAAGCUUAAAAGCCUUUUAUUAGAUAAAUUACCAUUUAGCAUAUUUCCCGAAUUAUUGAGAUUAUUUAAGCCUUUGGAACAUAUUAAUGUCGUAACUAUGAGAAAUAUUAGAGAUAUGUUAGUCAAUGCAUCUAAUAUUUUAAAUGAGAGCCUGGCCAUAACUUCUCAGUAUUAUUGGGAACGUGUGACCCUCGAAUCGUUUCUGACAUUCUUAAUUAAUUCAUAUCUGAAUCUCCAUCAGAGAGUAGGUUUGUUUUUAGAUCCACAUUCUAAAUCAAUUUUCAUUCAUGAUCCAGCGGUUAAAAGGCUUGUGUUAGAUGAAUGCCAAAACUAUUAUUCAGAAUCUGUAAUUAAUUUGAAUAAAUCAAUACAAGACUCAGCACAUGAAGAAUUUGAAUAUUAUAUUAGUCGCUCACAAUUGUUCUAUAAUGAAAAUGAUGAUUUAUGUGAAUGGUGGCAAAAGUCAAAAAAUACAUAUCCUGGAUUAGCUACACUCGCAAUGAAGUAUUUGCCUUUACUAAAAUUAGAUGACGAAGACGUCCCCUUUGAAAAUGUUUUUAAAUUUUUUGACGCUUAUCAGAGUAUAAAAAUAGUAGAUAAAAUGGCAUUUUUACAUUAUAAUAUGAAGAAUUUUGAUUUAUGA